UUCAGGAAACAAACUGGAUGAAAGUCCAGGACUGGGACUUCCUCCUUGGUGUGUUUGACAAGGACUGACGUACUCUAAGCCCUUUGAAUCCCGGAAGUCCAGGACACACCCAACCUUGAUUGCAGCACCCAGAAUGCUAGAGCGUAGGUAAAGGACAAAAGCAAACAGCAUUUCGACAUGAGGGACCCACUGACAAAUUGCUCGUACAAUAAAGUGUACAAGAGCCUGAAGGAGUUUGCUCAAAAUGGAGAGAAUUUCUGCAAGCAGAUCACAUCCGUUCUUCAGCAAAGGGCCAACCUGGAGAUUAGCUAUGCCAAAGGACUUCAGAAACUGGCAGGCAAACUGAGCAAAGCACUACAGGGCUCAAAGAAAAAUUGUCUCAGCAGUGCCUGGGCCUGGGCUUCUGAGGGCAUGAAAUCCGCAGCUGACCUGCAUCAGAAACUUGGCAAAGCAAUUGAGUUGGAAGCAAUAAAGCCAACUAAUCAAGUCCUGAGUGUGCAAGAGAAGAAAAGAAAAUCACUUAAUAAUGAAGUUGAAAAAACAGCAAAUCUUGUUAUUAACAACUGGAAUCAGCAAAUUAAGGCUAAGAAAAAGUUAAUGGUGAGUACCAAGAAGCAUGAAGCACUUUUCCACCUUGUAGAAAGCUCCAAGCAAUCUGUGACUGAGAAGGAGAAGCAGAAGCUUCUCAAUAAACUGAAAAAGUCCACUGAAAAGCUGGAAAAAGAAGAUGAAAAUUACUACCAAAAAAACAUGGCAGGCUAUUCUACUAGACUGAAAUGGGAAACCACACUAGAAAACUGCUACAAGAGCAUCCUGGAGCUGGAGAAGGAAAGAAUUCAACUUUUAUGCAACAACUUAAACCAGUACAGCCAACAUAUUUCUCUUUUUGGCCAAACGCUGACCACAUGCCACACACAGAUCCACUGUGCCAUCAGCAAGGUUGAUGUCGAGAAAGAUAUCCAGGCUCUAGUGGAAGAAAGUGCAAUUUCAUCUACAGAAAACAAAUCCGAGCUCCUACUAACUGACUACUUUGAAGAAGAUCCUAAGAAUGUAAUGGAUAAAGAGAGACGGAAGUCUUUACUAAAACCAAAAUUGUCAAGACUGCAAAGAGACAUUGAGAAAGCCUCAAAAGACAAAGAAGGCCUGGAACAAAUGCUUAAUGCAUUCUCUAGCAACUCCUCCUUCUCUGAUGCCAAGAGCCAGAAAGAUGCAGAGGCGUUAAUGGACGAGACCAAUUUGAAACUAGACCUUUUACAAGCCAACUCCUAUAAACUGUCAUCAGUAUUAGCAGAACUGGAGCAAAGACCUAAACCCAGCCAUCCCUGCGGCACCUGCAUCUUCAAGUGGAAAGAAAAGGAGCAUACUCACACAUAUGUAAAAAUAUCUCGGCCUUUUCUGAUGAAGAGAUUGGAGACUGCUGUGAGCAGAGCCCCUGAUGGGGGACAGAGCAACCCAGUGUCUUCAUCUUCAGCCUCUGGUGUGGUCCAGCUCGGCAACAACCUUUGCAAGGCCUUAUAUCCUUUCCAAGCCAGGCAAGACGAUGAGUUAAAUUUGGAAAAAGGAGACAUUGUGACUAUACAUGAGAAGAAAGAAGAAGGAUGGUGGUUUGGAUCUUUAAAUGGAAAGAAAGGCCAUUUCCCAGCUGCUUAUGUGGAGGAGCUACCUUUGAAGGCUGGGAUCACAGCUGCACAAGCAUAAAACAAGACUCGGAACAUACCAGUGGGCUUUACAUAGUCUGUAAACAAUAUGAUGCAAAUAAAGAGAAAAUACUAUUGUCUUUGCAAGUUUUUCUUAAAGUGGGUGAUAGAAUCCUGCCUGCAGUUAGUUCAUAGUGCCUUGUACUCAAGGCUAUUAGCUUGAAACAAAGUCAAAUAAAAGAUGAGUGGGUACAGUGAG
Molecule: messenger RNA, 1896 nt
Organism: Nannospalax galili (Upper Galilee mountains blind mole rat)
Lineage: Eukaryota; Metazoa; Chordata; Mammalia; Rodentia; Spalacidae
Gene: Nostrin
Product: nitric oxide synthase trafficking
Exons: 16
Coding region: 178-1698 (506 amino acids)
Biological process (GO): signal transduction
Cellular component (GO): cytoplasm; plasma membrane
Molecular function (GO): protein binding
Source: RefSeq, a predicted model, not a curated record